Messenger RNA from Paramisgurnus dabryanus, 1764 nucleotides. Lineage: Eukaryota; Metazoa; Chordata; Actinopteri; Cypriniformes; Cobitidae. The record is from RefSeq and is a predicted model, not a curated record.
AUGGUGAGGAAGAAAGAAUGUUGGUUUCCUUACGCAGUGAGUGAGGUACCGGAUCCAACCGAUUAUACUGGGGAAGUUAAUCUGAGAGACUUCUGGGAGUCUCUGUCUUUGAAUAUUAUUUCCCUUGGGUUUGUAAAGGUUGGGGAGGAGAAUCCUUUUGUUGUCAAGCCGACCUUUGGUUUUUGGGCACCGUGGAUUGGACCAGAAACUCGAAAAUCUGAUGUGGUUUUAAACACAGAGUGGGAAAAAGUACACCGCCCAGCAAAAACAAAAGAGCAGGCAGAGCUAGACAUCACUGAAGACAGACUUCUCGAGGAAGUCAUGAAAAUGAAGGUUGAUGAUGUCAAGAAACUGUGCAAAGCUUGUGGGGUGGAUCCCUGUGGUUCAAAAACAGACCUUAUCCUCAGGCUUCAUAAUGAGAUUAGGAGUAGGAGUACUUAUGAUAAGAUUUUUGAGAAAAUAUGGGGUGCAUCAGGAGGCUGGUCUGCAGUUAUGUGUCCAUGUGGAGUGGUAUACAGCCUGAAAUUCAACAUGAGAGCGGAAAGUCCAAGAGACUAUGUUGAUAUUUUACUGUCCUGGCAACAUUUACCAAAUGUUACCAUUUAUGAUUUUGCCAGAGGUCUGGCAACACAUGGGAAUCUGAGGGACCCGUUGAUGUUGCCAUUUGCUCCACAUGAGGGAAGACUACUUUGCCCUACAGAAGAAAACAUUUCUUUAGCCAAAGAGGGCGAGGUAAAGGUUAAUCUUCCCUGGUUAACAGAGCCACGAAAUCCCCCCGAUAUCAAUGGGCAUCCUACAACAGGAAGUUCAGAGCAUUAUGUGCUAUAUGAUAAACUACAUGAAACGAAUGCGAAAGAUCCCAAGGAUUUUUUAAGAAGAACUGCUCUGGUGCCAGAACUGGCUGGGAAGGUUAAUACCCAAGUAGUAGAACAAUUCUUUUCUCAAAUGGAGAAAAACAACUACUUUCUGAACAUGAUGGCACCCAGCUCUCAGAUCUUUCUAAUUCGUAAUAUAGUCCACCAUCACAACACCCAGCUUAACACCUCAAGGGUGGAGAAAAUAGAGAAGUUAAUGGGAACCAGACAAACCUUCAUGAACAAGAAUGGGCAACUUAUUAUAGGUCUAUCUCAAGAUAUCCCAAAUGCUGACACCAUUAAGGUUCUGCAAAAAGAUGAGGCUAUUACUAAACUGCAGAAUGUCAGUGCUAGCUCCAGGUGUUGGCAACAUCCAUUGAACGCAGAACUACAGGACAAGGUUUCACGUGUACUGGAUGAGGCCAUGGAUCCUAAGGAGCAUAUUGUACGCGUCUAUGGUGAAACACUUACCCGUGAGGACUUCUUGACAUUAGGACUACAGAAGAAUGUAGAGGCCAUGAUUCUGAAUUCCUGUCUAAGGGUUAUUGCACAAAUUGGGUCCAUAAGGAACAUUGACAUCUGAGUGACCAGCAGUUACAUUUCAGUGACCUGGUUACCACCGGCCUCUGCAAACCCAUUGGACCAUUUUUCUGUACGUUUUUUUUCUGUGUAUAUACUUUUUUGUGUCUCCUAAAGAUUUAUAACACUUUGUGUGUGGAUAAAUUAUUCUUUAAAGGUGGACAUUUGCAACAAAGAUGUCAUUUUACUUCCAUCUUGGAAACCAGGCCUUUUAAAGUGGGAACAAGGCCAUUGGAUGAUUGCUGUAAGUUAAUAUUUCAAAUGAGACCAUACUUAUACUUUAAGUGCAAAGGGUUCAUGAACUGUAUCUGUUUUAGUCCCGGUAUGCAAU